CUACAAGUAUACUUGUCAUAUGUUUGUUAAAUGUUAAUAUAAACUGUCAUUUAAAAAAUUGUUGAUUUUAUUUAUUUUUUUAUUAUUUUUUUAAAUAAUUAUGUGUAAUAAAAUAAAAGCAAUAUUAAUUGAUCUUAGUGGAACACUUCAUAUUGAUAAUAAUGUUAUUCCUGGUGCUAUUGAAGCAUUAAAAAGACUUCGUGGUAUUGAUGCAAAAAUUAAAUUUGUUACAAAUACAACAAAGGAAUCAAAAACAAAUUUACAUAAUCGUUUGAUAAAAUUGGGUUUUGAUAUUAAUAAAAAUGAAAUAUUUAGCUCACUUGGUGCUGCAAGAGAGCUUAUUGCAAAAAGAAAACUUAAUCCAUAUUUGUUAAUUGAUGAUGAUGCAUUUGAAGAUUUUGAAGAUUUAAUUGAUUCAAAUGAAAAGCCAAAUGUUGUUGUUGUUGGAUUAGCACCAAAUAAAUUUAAUUAUGAAGAAUUAAAUAAAUCAUUUAGAUUACUUAUUGAUGGAGCAUCAUUAAUUGCAAUACAUGAAGGUCGUUAUUACAAACGUCCAGAUGGAUUAUCACUUGGACCUGGAGCAUUUAUAAAAGGUCUUGAAUAUUCAGCAAAUGUCAAAGCUGAAGUUGUUGGAAAACCAAAUAAAGAAUUUUUUAAAGCAGCUUUAGAUAACAUUGCACCUGAGGAUGCAAUAAUGAUUGGAGAUGAUGUUAGAGAUGAUGUGGCUGGUGCACAAGCUGUUGGAAUACGUGGAUAUCUUGUAAAAACUGGUAAAUAUCGUACAGGUGAUGAGGAAACAAUUACACCAAGACCAACAAAUGUUUUUUCAUCAUUUGUUGAAGCUGUUGAUGAUAUUAUUAAUGAAUACAAUAAUAAAUAAAUUAACAAACAAGUGAUAGUAAAGCCACAUUUAUAUUCAGUCGAUUGAUUAUGAGUAGAGGAUUGUUACAGUAUUUUUUUUUUUUAAAUUGUCAAUGGUUUUUCUUUUUGUUUCAAUAUAAAAAUCAGAUUAAUUAUAAUUAUUUUAUUUUGAGAUUCAAACAAACUUAUCAAAGACACAUUCUUAAUUAUCAUAUACUUUUUUUUAUCAUUCAGCUUGUAUCAAUUGGCAAUCAAUCACCAUCAAAUAUUUAUUUAGGCCAAUAACUUAUCAAAUAUAAAGUAAUCAAACUUAAAUUAUUGACUUUUUAAUUGUUUUUUUUUUUUUUAAUAUUUACUAAAAGAAAAAUAGCAGCUCAAUGCUGAAGUGUAAAUUAACAACAAAUUCAUUUGUGCUUUUUUUUUUUUUAUUUAAAUUGGCAUUUAAAAAUAAUAAUGAAGAUUCAUAUAUAUCUUAAAAUUAAAAAGACAAAAAUUUAAUAUAAUAGUUAACAAAUUAAGAAAAAUAAAAUUAUUAUUAAAUUGUGAUUUAAUGAUAAUUGUGAUUUUAUUUUUGGGAAGACAAAGAAUGAUUCAUUUACAGUACUAAAAAUCUAACAGAGUUUUUUUUUUUUUUUUUAAAUUAUAAACUAAAUUUCAAUUCUUUUUUUUUUUUUUACAAUUGUUUUCUUUUUCUUCCCAAUUUUAAUGAAUUUAUUUAUCUUAUUUAAUUAUUUAUACUGAAAAUCUUUUUUUUUUUUCUUUCUUUUACUAUAAUAAGUUAGCUUCUGAUUUACAGUUUUUUUUGUUUUUUUAAAUUUACAUCGUACGGUUUUUAAUUUUCUACAAAAAGAAAAAUAUUCAAAUUUGAAUAUUUUUUUGUUUUUUGUAUUUUGUCAUAAUAAAAUAAACCAGUUAACUAUUAUUUAUUUUGAUAAUUAACAUCAAAAUUAUAACUGAAAUUUCAAUUGUUUUUUUUUUGAAAAAAAUUUCUUCUUUUUCUUUUUUUUUUUUUUGGCAACAUUGGAGACGUGUAAUUUAGUUGAUAAAUUAACGUCGUUUAAUUCACGUUGUGUAUCGUCGAUAUAUUAACAAUUUUUAAUUUUGUAUUUAUUUACUUGGCCACAGUACAAAAC
Molecule: messenger RNA, 1994 nt
Organism: Aphidius gifuensis
Lineage: Eukaryota; Metazoa; Arthropoda; Insecta; Hymenoptera; Braconidae
Product: haloacid dehalogenase-like hydrolase domain-containing protein 2
Exons: 4
Coding region: 101-880 (259 amino acids)
Biological process (GO): dephosphorylation
Molecular function (GO): phosphatase activity
Source: RefSeq, a predicted model, not a curated record